UGUUCGUGAUCGUGUCUUGAUGGCUUACGGAAUAUUUACGAUACAACAUUUUAAGUGAAAAAAUAUUUUUUGAUGUUGAUGAUCUAUUUAAACAAUCAAAAAGUGUAAUAAAAGGUGGUUAAUAAUUUAACAAUGUGUUCCAACUGUUGCAUGUGAAAUUAAACCAAUUUUUGAAAGUGAUGUGGUAAAAAUGUGGCGAUAUAUUCUUUUUACGUUACUGCUGACCAGCGCUGAUGGCAGAGAAAAAAAGCACAGGCAUCAUAAACCUGGUCGCGCCCUCCUUGAUCGCCUACGUAGUACGACGCUAAGCGAGGUGAUGUUGUCGAGCGGAGCGGGUUUGUUGCUCCCCGCUCCGCUUGACGCUGCGCCGUACUCUACCAUCGAGGCUAAUGGUACAUGCGGUGAGAUGGGUACAGAAGAAUUUUGCCGGGAGACGCCUGGCAAGCGUGGCAUAGCAUGUGAUGUUUGUGAGGGUCCCGAUGGGCCUGCCUCUAGACGGCAUCCUCCAAUCCUGGCGAUUGAUGGAGACCCUUCUACAUGGUGGCAAAGUCCCUCUAUGGCUGUCGGAGAAGAGUACAAACAUAUUGAGCUAAUCGCCACUUUACCUGAUAAAAUGGAGCUACUACACGUCAUUAUAAAGUCGGGUCCCUCGCCUCGGCCCUUGGCGUGGUCGUUGGAGGUAUCCCAUACUCUAGGUGGAGAUGAUUGGCGUAUGAUUAGAGCCUUUGGAGACAGGGAGCAUUGCAAGCGGCUGUGGGACUUACGACCAGAGCGGAAACGCCGGAAGGCCAGAGCAAAAGGGAAGGAGAAAGUGACAUGUUCUACGCAGUUUGCGAAUCCCAAACCUUUGGAAAAUGGAGAGAUGCACGUAGCAAUUGGUGAAGGCGUGGGUGCCCGUCGCGUGCGUGUGUCGUUUCGCGCUACGCACCCGGAGCCUCAUCAUUACUACACCGUUCGAGAGUUGACCCUGGCCGCUAGAUGUCUCUGCAAUGGACAUGCUACUCACUGCAACGUGGACCGGAAGGGUGCUAAAUGCGACUGUCAGCACGAUACCUGCGGCGGUCAUUGUCAACGUUGCUGUUCCGGAUCAAAAUGGCGUCCUCACGAACCCUGCGAGGCUGCCAGGGAUUGCGCCUGUGGGGAAAGAGGAGAAUGCACGUUCGACGACAACGGAGAUAUACUUUGUGUUAAUUGUACGGAAAAUCGUGCUGGUCCAUUAUGCGACCACUGUUUGGUGGGUUUCUACAACGCCAUACCUGAUGGACCGUGCGUGCCUUGCGACUGCGACCCUGAGGGCUCUGAUGGGUCAUGUAUCUGGGACAGAAACCAUCAACGGGUACUGUGUGCGUGCCACCCUGGAUUCUCUGGACCGAAAUGUGAGUCCUGCGAGGACAUUAACGCAGUUUUUCCUAACUGUGUAAUGGAGAUCACAACCCCAACAUGCAAAUGUGAUCCGAGGGGAAUUGUCGAUGCCGCCCGAGUGUGUGAUGACAUCUGUGAGUGCAAAACCCACGUGAUUGGCGAGCGCUGUGAUGAGUGUGCACCGGGAUUUUUUGGCCUUAGUGCUGAUAUUACAGAGGGCUGUCUCCCGUGUUACUGUUCACACCUUGCCGACUCAUGCCGCAUCGAUCGACGACCCCACCCCUACCCAGACGUGGUAUUGCCUCUGGGUGAGGCCUGGGCGAUCAGCGACGACGAUCUUCAAGAGACCAUGGAACCCUCGCUGGAUGAACAGGGGAAACCUUUCCUCAUCACCUAUGAGGUAGAAGGUUGGGAGUCAUUCUACUGGUUGUCAAACACGUACAGUGGAGAGCGACUGGAAGAUUAUGGGGGUGAGAUCCGAGCGAGUCUGUAUUGGGGCGUAGCGCGAGGCGAUACUGGUGGAAGCCCAACUGUUGGACCAGACUUCAUUCUUAUAUCUCAUGGUGGUAAAAAACUAACAUACAUAAACAGCAGUCACGAGAACGCUGGGCAGCUGGAGUUAGUCGCUUCACUUCGUGAGGGCAGCUGGUACCAGGACAGUGAAGUUGCGACGAGAAGUCAACUGUUGGACGUCCUCAGUGACCUGCGCAGUGUCAUGAUACGAGCACACUUUCAUAACGAUCAGGAUGAGGUAAGAUUAGAAGGCGUCGAAAUCAGAAGUUCCCACAGCGCUAAAGAAGUUUGCGUAUGUCCUAACGGUUACGAGGGUCCACACUGUUCCAAGUGUUCUUGGACACACGUGAAGAUCAAGAGAGCUUCCGGCAGCCAACCUUCCUUUGAGUGCGUGCCUUGCGGGUGCAAUAUGCACGCUGGAUGUAAUACAGUGGAUGGUCCAUGCGGCGAGUGCCAACACAAUACGACAGGGCCACACUGCGAACGAUGUCUGCCUGGACACUACGGAAAUCCUGUUACGGGCGGGUGCAAGCCAUGCGCUUGUCCAUUAUAUGAAGCUAGUAACAACUUCAGUCCAAACUGCGCACUCGCUGGACCUGAUGGGGACGAAUUCGUCUGCACCCAGUGUCCUGAUGGAUAUACAGGAGACCAUUGUGAGAUGUGUGACUCCGGCUACUGGGGCUCACCUACUGAGCCUGGUGGGUCUUGUCUUCCGUGUUCAUGCGGUGGAGGGCCAUGCCAUGCCAGCACUGGUGCUUGCCUCGUAUGCCCACCUCAUACCGAAGGAGAGAGAUGCGACCAAUGUCAGGACGGCUAUUGGUCUGGAGGUGAUGACGGUUCGUGCGUGUCAUGCUCCUGUGGCCGUGGUGCGCUGUCGAGCGCAUGCGACGCGCGUACAGGUCUAUGCGCUUGCGCACCCAAUUGGGCCGGACAAACCUGUGAUACCUGUGCAAAAGGAUAUGGAGAUGUAGAAUCUGGCUGUCCGACCUGUCGUUGUGGAAUAGCAGCUGUCAGUCCUGUGUGUGAGACAGAAAACGGGACCUGUGAAUGUACCGCGGGCGCUCUACCCCCUCACUGCGAUACUUGCCAACUGGAGUACUGGGACCUUACUGCUGACGGCUGUAGAGGAUGCAACUGUUCUAGAGCGGGAUCAGAGAGCAAUGUAUGUGACAUACGAACGGGACAAUGUCGUUGCAAGCCCCACGUUACCGGCAGAGCCUGCGACACUUGUGCGGAAGGUUAUUGGGGCCUAGACCGUGGUGAGUGUCGUCGGUGCGAAUGUGGCGCGGGUGCAUCGGCGUGCGACCCCGUGAGUGGGAUGUGCGCAUGCGCAGCUGGAGUUGGCGGCGCACGCUGCGAUCGAUGCCUAACGGGGUACUACGGGUUCAGUGCAACUGGGUGUCUCCUAUGCCCGCAUUGCUCUGAUGGAAAAGUGUGUUCGCCAGUGACUGGCAGAUGCGUGUGUCCCGGACGUAGUCGCGGGCCAGGUUGUUCCCAAUGCGCCAAGGGGUAUUGGGGUCGAGAACUGGGAUGCAAAUCCUGCUCUUGUGGCCCCGGAGCUGUGUCAGACACAUGCGACAUGAUCUCGGGGUCAUGUGAAUGCCGCGUAGGAUGGACGGGCCGUGCUUGCGACCGUUGUGAGAGAGGCUUCUUUGGCCCGCGAUGUCGGCCUUGCAGAUGCUCCACAGCUGGAACGAGGUGCUCAGAUGUCUGUGAAUGUGAUGACAAUGGACGGUGUCCUUGUAAGGAGAAUGUUGUCGGCGAUAAAUGCGAUAGAUGUUUAGAGGGCACAUUUGGUUUAUCGGAGACAAAUCCAGUGGGUUGCACUGCGUGCUUUUGCUUCGGCCGCGCUGCGAAAUGUACGCAGGCUGAUGUCGUAAGAGCCGCUUUACAUGCGGCCGCGCCUUUGCAUCUUACGCUACUCAGGGGAGAUAUUACAAAUAUGGAGCAAGAGUCUUUUCUAGCUGUGCACACCAGAAACCUCGAAGCGACCAUAUCAGUACCCCAGCCGCCAGUGCCUGUAUACGCAGAACUAGGGGAAGUGUUCCUUGGUGACAGAGUAAUGUCGUAUGGAGGAGCUCUUAGGUUUAGAGUUGAAGAAGAAGGGGGAGAACCUUUACCGCAGCCCACGUUGUCCAAAUUUCCUCUCGUCAGCUUACAUGGAGGGUCCUUGGUGUUGGACUAUUAUGAGCGUCUACCAGCAAUAAACGGCUCGUAUGCAGUAUAUUUGCACGAAUCCCUAUGGGAGGUGCGCGGUCGCAACGCAGUUGCAUCACGAGGCGCCCUAAUGUUGGUGCUGCAAGACUUGCAACACGUCUUCAUACGCGUUUCUACUAGAAUGCCUAACUAUCGGGAACCUCUACAUAUAUUGUUACUGAAUGUAUCCCUAGAAACAGCAGUAGCCGGCUUAUCUCGAGGUGCUCCAGCUCCUGGUGUGGAAAUGUGUGAGUGCGGCACGGGAUUUAGUUCUGGAUCGUGUCAUAAACCCGCUGCUGGCUUUUGGUUACCACCCACCCCUCCGCGACUGAGACAGACUGCAGGAACGAUAUUAAUACAUUUGGAGAAUACUCCAAAACCUUGUGAUUGUAAUCAUCGAGCGAAAAUAUGUCAUCCCACCACAGGGGCCUGUAUGAAUUGUACGGACAACACAUCCGGAAGACAUUGUGAAAAUUGUGCUGAUGGGUACUUCGGUAUUCCUGAUGGACCUGGAGGAUGUCAACCAUGCCCCUGCCCAGCACCUAAUAGGAACAGAGCGAUAUCUUGUUCCCCAGGGCAUAACAGACUACAUUGCUAUUGUAGGCCAGGCUACACCGGUAUCGCAUGUGAAUCGUGCGCAGCGGGCUGGGUCCGAAACGCACUCGGGGAUUGCGAGCCUUGCACUUGUGAUACUCGUGGUGCACUCACACAAACAUGCGACGCACACGCGCGCUGUCACUGUCGCACUCAUGUAGUGGGAGAUAAGUGUGACAGGUGCGACCUGACUCGGCAUUAUUUGGAUGAAGGAGGAUGUAGACCGUGCAAUAACUGCACACAAACACUCCUUGACACCGUCGAAGCAAUGACUUCAGGCCUUCACAAACGGGCUGACAUAACAGAACUGACUAAAAUACCACAACCAUUCCCUGCUCUUCGAGAAUUUCAACAGCGUACAUCCUAUUUACAUAAUCAACUGCGCCAUUUAAAAACUGACAUUGAGAAAUCCCGUAUAAUUUCAAGUACUAUGAACGAUUUGGAAGAAACGGAGCAUAGGCUCUUCACCUCAGCGCAUUAUUUAAAAACAGAAGCAGCUAGACGAGCAAAAGAAGCUCAAUAUCUGAGUUUAGAGGGUAUGAGUGGAUUGGAGGAAGUAUUGAAACAAAGGAGAUUGCUGGGGGAACAAGUCGCAACUUUGGAUGAUUUCGCUCGUGGAGAGAAACAUUUGAGCGCGCAUCGAGCUUUGAAGGAAGCGAGGCGGCUUUUGAAGGCUAUUAAGGAAAUCCAACUGGUGGAUUAUUUGGCUGGAGCAACUGACGUGUCUGAUUCUGCAAAUCUGCAGUCAACUUCAGUUCACGAGUACUCAUAUAGAAUAGAAGACGUAUAUCGUCGUGUGCACAAAAUGCAGGCAGCUCUUGAUCAAUGGGAAAACAAAAUGGAUGACAUUGUAAAACUAUCUCAAGUCGUCUGGAAUUCGGGAGAUGUGGUUACUGAUUUAAGAAAAAGAGUCGCUCCUAGUCUUGUGAGGUUAAGGAAUAUGGGUCUGCAAUGUCGAAUCAUGCUUGAGGAAAUCGCAAAACAACCUAUGAAAAAUCUCACUGAGGAAGCCAAAGAAGCCAUUACGCAGAGUAAAAAAUAUAUUAACCGUCUUCCGCAAAUGGUUGACGAGUUGCAAAGUCUAAAAUCCGCUGCUGAAGAAAAGGAGGGCAUUUUGUAUAACCUCACUCCGGUUUACAGAAAAAGAUAUCUGGAUGAAGUAGUAAGACAUGCCGCGAAGCUGAGUGAAAAGGCUGAGGAGUAUAAAAAUUUGUUUGCUGGUACCCGCGCCGCCGCGUCGUUAGGCGUACAAGCCGCAGGUGCCUGGUCAGCAGUGAGCAGCGCAGUCAAAGACGCCGGUGCUGCUGCUGAUAAUGCCACCGCUGCUACGGCAGAAGCAAUUCACCUUGCCAGAGGACAAGAGCCCUUGAUCAAGACCGCUAAUGGGCAUUGGGCGGCUUCAGAGGAACUUAAGAAUCGUGGAACAGCUAUUUUGGCCAGAGCCGAUGAACUCGAUCAUGGUGUGGAGAGUGCAGCCCGCAGUAUAGACUCCAUCAGUGUUGGAUUACGUGCGUUAGGCUGGAUGGAACGGUCCCUGGCUGCCGGGGCUUCUACAGCUUCUUCAGGACUCGACGGCACUGACAAUGGCGCACUGAUCUCGCUUAAAAGCGCUGGAGAACAAGCUGAACGAGUGUUCGCUGUCUCCAGGGCCCUGUACGACGAAGCAGCUGAGAUUAGACGGCGUGUGAGAUACAACUUGCGCAGAAAACUUGCAGCGCUGCAGCGGCUGGGAGAUACAGCGCUUGGUGCGGCAGAGGAACAUGUAUCUCAAAUCCGUGGAAAUACGCUUCGAGGUGCGGAAGUAUCUGAGGCGUUAGCGGCGGCGGCAGCUGCUCGAGCUAGAGAGCACUCCACAGCGGCCGCGUCGCUUGAACCAGCGCUACGUUCGCUUCGGGAACGCGUCGAGCGGGCCAGACAUGCCGCAGGCACUAUCACUGUGUCAGUUCGUUCACCUCUUGCGGGCGUGGGUUGCGCUCGCGCAUAUAGUAUGUGGAAUGCACCCAGUGUCACCAGACUUUCUCUCGCGGUUAGCUUCGACGGCGAGGUUAAGGAUGGGACUUUGAUUUUCUUAAAGGACCAGGAAGCCUCGGAGCGAUAUAUGCGUUUAUCUGUGGUAAACAACAGAUUACGUCUGAGUUGGAAUGUGGGUGGGGACGAAGGUCUCAUUGUACACCCAGAGCCAUUGCAGUCCACCCUCGACGAUGCUGAUCACACCGCGUAUAAUGUUGAUAUUGAAAGGGUAUGGAGUACGGUUCGUCUACGCGUCGAACGGUCAGGCAGCGCUGCCGUCACAUCCAGUAACAGUACAUCCAGUGUUGCAAGUUCAGGGCUUCUGCGGACUUCUCUAGUGUGGCUCGGAGAGACAGUUGCACCUUUACCGGGAUGUGUGCACGCUCUGAAAGAUGAUAGUGGUGCGAUAGGACUGUGGGCGUUUAAUAAACAACCCCCAAAUGCUAACUGUAUUGGCUGUACACAUAGACGUAUUAGCCAAUCUCGUGGCUCAAGCGGUUGGGUCCAGUUCAGUGGAUCAGGGUAUGCAGAAGUACGGAGGUCCGGACUUCGACCUGCCGAUCGUCGACGCUUCACCAUCGCCUUCACUUUUCGCACUAAGGACCAUAACGCUCUUCUAUUUUUGGCCCUCGAUACUGUUAAUAAUCGGUCAGUGAGCGUAUGGCUGCGAUCAUGUCGCGUUGUGUUCGCAGUGCAGUACGAAGGUUCGCUGCUGGAGAUAUCUUCCAGCAGCUCCCACUGCGAUGGCUCGGGCGCUCACGUGCAGGCCACGAGAGUCUUCAAUGGUCUGGAAAGAGGCAGCCUGCGCGUAAACGGCGAAGAGACUUUGGGCUCGCCUUCCCCCCCAGUACAAAGUGCUGCUCUUCUGCCUGAUCUGCAGCAGGCCGUUUACUGGCUCGGAGGAACGCCCCCUGGUGACCAUCCAGGGGAGAGACCACCACCCCUGAUGGGCUGCAUUGGAGCGUUGACAGUUGACAGAGAAGGUUACGACUUGUUAGACACGCCCACAAGACAUGGAGUGGAACCCGGAUGUUCGCCUAAGAGCCAUCGAUCUGCCAUCUUCGAAGGUGAAGGUUACAUAGAAAUGCCGUCGCCGGCUGUCAGAAGAAAGUCCUCCCUUGGAGUAUCUUUCAGAAGCCGCUCACCGUCAGGUCUCCUGGUGUACCGUGCACCUGCUGCUGGUUCUAACGAAGUUGACGAUGAAGACGAUGGUGACGAUGGACACUAUCUGGUGAUGGCUCUUGUUAAAGGUGAACUAGAGGUGAUAGCAGCGGCGGGCAAAGGAGAGCUGCGCCUGCGCAUCAAUGAAACGAAGCUGGAUGACGGACGAUUGCAUAGCAUCAGACUGAUACGAGCACAUAAACAGCUGGAAGUGUGGAUAGACGAGAAGGCAGUGGGUAAUGGAGCCCUAGCCGGCGGAGGUUUCGCCCCUCGUCCUCGGGGAUUAUUCUUGGGUGGUGCUCCGCCUUCGCAACGAUCUAGUGUACUGUUACCGGCCAACUUUUUUGUUGGUACCAUCACGGAUUUCAUUGUGGACUCUACGUUACUGGGACUAGAAGACGGUGUGAGUUGGGGUGAAGUAAGAGUAGGUCGGGCAGACACUGACGCUCGUAUUGACCCACCCGCUGAACCGCAGGCAGACUCUUCUACUUUGUGUACUAAGAUGGGAUCAUACACGGUGGAGGCAGGUGCAGUGAAAUUUGGAGACUCAGUCGGCAGCUAUGCGUCGCUUAAGCUUCCGCGGCAAGGGGCAAAGGCUGAAUUCUCCAUCACACUUCAAAUACGGACAUUUGCUACUGAAGGCAUCUUGUUCUUGAUACCCGGAUCAAAACAAAAAGCAAAGCACUAUACGGCUCUUUUGAUGCAUGAGGGUAAAAUGCGUCUGAUAGUUCGAGGAAGGAAAAGAAAAGAAAUCUCUCUGGCUACAACUCUCGCUGAUGGCACAUGGAGAUCUGUGACUGUACGUAUAUCUCGCAACCGACUAGUACUAUCAAGUGGCGGCGCGGCUGCCACAUCCCGUGCGCCGGCGCAUUCUCGCGCCAACCGGAUAUACGUGGGAGGCCUCCCUGUAGGGCAUUCGCUUCCUAAUAUACCUAAUUCGGUGCUACGUGAGGGCAAUUUCCGCGGUUGUAUCCGUCGCGUGUCUGUGUGUGGUCGCGCUGAAGAUCUGGUGCGAGAUGCGCGUUCGCACGCCGCAGUCGGACAGUGCUUCCCUAGUGUUGAACGGGGAGCCUAUUUUGCAGGGGACGCCUACGCCGUGUGGUCAAACAAAUGGUGGACAGACGAAACAGAAGUAAUAGAGGUUAGGCUCCAGUUCCGGUCAUUCGCUGCCAACGGAGUUAUCAUCUCUGGAAGUGGAGCCACGUUGGAAAUUAAAAACGGAAUGGUGGUAUUAAGUGGCGGCGGCGCUCGCGCCGAAUGGCACGGGUCGGGCAACAGCGGUGUGACCUGCGACGGCGCGUGGCAUUCCGUGGUCGCACGCAUCUCUGCGCAGGCGCUUUCCUUGUCACUAGAUGGCGCUGGAGAGGAGAGGGCGUCUACGCCUACGCUCUUUAACGUCGACACUCCUACGACAUCCCCGCUCUAUAUAGGAGGGUUACCCGAGAGCUCUGUGGACGCGUCCGAGAAUCGGGAAAACUUUAAGGGUUGUAUUCGCGAGGUUUCAGUGGGCGGGGUCAAGCGGGAAUGGCCCGAUAUGCUGACACUGCAUCAUGUUUUACUCGACUCUUGUCCCACCUCGUAGUUCUGAAAACCGAUGUUGA
This is a messenger RNA of Pieris rapae (cabbage white), 9437 nucleotides long. It is a transcript of the gene wb, whose product is annotated as laminin subunit alpha-1. Gene Ontology annotation, biological process: axon guidance. The transcript is spliced from 52 exons. The record is from RefSeq and is a predicted model, not a curated record. Bases 191 to 9418 code for a protein of 3075 amino acids. NCBI's taxonomy places the organism in Eukaryota, Metazoa, Arthropoda, Insecta, Lepidoptera, Pieridae. Gene Ontology annotation, cellular component: basement membrane.